AUGGAAUUCAUCCCCGAGUCACAGACCAGUGCCAUCCCCGAAUCAGCCAAGAACAUCUACCCCUGUCUGGCUCAUAUACACGUUAUCCCAAGUUCCGACCCCAAAGCCGCUCGAAGACUUUCAACUGGAUCAUUCAAUUCCGACGAUGGCAACCCUUUGACCAGAGUCAUCUCCGGUGGUGCGAGAAGACGAACUUCGUUUGGACCGACAGCAGGUACUGAUGGAUCAGGAAGGAGAUUAAGCUUUGGUGGGAACAAGGAAGGCAAAGUUGAAAGUGGUCAUUUCGCUGCAAAAGACGACGAGAAGAAUUUGGAAGGGAAAUGGUAUUGGAGAGUUCAAGCUGGUGUCACUGAUACACACUUGAUCCUCCUUCCAUUGACUCAACCUCCCAAUCCCGUUCUCACUUCUGCUCCUGGACCUCUAUCCCACGCUAUGCCUGCUCACUCGGCGCACGUUGCAGCUGGUACUCGAACAGAAGGAGGCGGAGGUGCCACUGAUGAAGAUACAGGAUUAGUAGCCAAGAUGAAAGGUUUAUUCCGACGAUCAUCAACUACAAACGCAAACAAAGAUACUUCUCAGACCAUCAAUGAGGAUGCAAAGAAUACGAAUGCGUUUGAAGGUGUACAGGAAAGAGUCAUCGAUCAAACUUCAAGAGGCGAAAUGUUACCCUCUGCCAAAGGAAACGAGAUUGGCGCUACCAACGUCAACUCUACCGCUGAGCUUGGUUAUCCAGGUGUGAUCAACGGUGAUAAGUUGGGUGGUGUGGUCAUCCCCCUGCAAGCUAUCGAGAAGAGCAAAGUGGUGUUUGGAGGUGGUAAGAAGGGUGAAGGCAGUUGGGUCACUGUUCCGAUCACUUCUCACUUUUCUCAUUUCGUUCAGCCAAUGCUCGAAGGCGGGGUUGGAUCCAACAAACCUGAGUCCUUCCCUAAAUCAGGAUACAUCAAGUUUGAGUUUGACAAAGAUUGGAUUGGUGCCAAGGGCGAAGCUGAACUUCUCCACCAUCACAUUACCAAAGCUGUGUCUUCUCUACCCGAUAGUAAAGAGAGACAACCUCACUUGACACAAUUCCAUCUCGGCGGUGGACCUGGUCAUAAACAUCAUUCUCCAACCUUACCUCAGACUAGAGAAGUCGGUCCAAACGACGAAUCCGCCAUUGCCGAGGACGAAGAUCUCGGUCCCACUGGUGGGUCACGCAUCUCAUCCAGUACUGGUGGUGGAGACAUCGCCGCUGGAGCUACAGGUCAUCAAGGUAUCGCUUUAGGUCAUCCUGUCGCUGAGCGCGGACCGGGUGGUAGUGUAGGAAGUAGCACUAGUGGGAAGGUUGGUGGGGAGUAG
Molecule: messenger RNA, 1335 nt
Organism: Kwoniella shivajii
Lineage: Eukaryota; Fungi; Basidiomycota; Tremellomycetes; Tremellales; Cryptococcaceae
Exons: 4
Coding region: 1-1335 (444 amino acids)
Source: RefSeq, a predicted model, not a curated record